Corythoichthys intestinalis (scribbled pipefish) is the source of this 5100-nucleotide messenger RNA. Its product is annotated as proteinase-activated receptor 1-like. NCBI's taxonomy places the organism in Eukaryota, Metazoa, Chordata, Actinopteri, Syngnathiformes, Syngnathidae. Gene Ontology annotation, biological process: phospholipase C-activating G protein-coupled receptor signaling pathway; positive regulation of Rho protein signal transduction; thrombin-activated receptor signaling pathway. Gene Ontology annotation, molecular function: thrombin-activated receptor activity. The coding region runs from base 107 to 1417 and encodes 436 amino acids. The transcript is spliced from 2 exons. Gene Ontology annotation, cellular component: plasma membrane. The record is from RefSeq and is a predicted model, not a curated record.
GGAAGAGUAGCAGCAACGGUAGCGAGCUAGACACAAAGAGUGAGAAAACUCCACGGGCUCUUCGGUUGAAGUUUUAUUGCUUGUAUUUAAUUGUUGAAGUUGCAAGAUGUCUUAUAAAACACUGCACUUGUUGCUAUUUACUGUGUGCGCAGGCGCAGCCUUGGCAACCCACGAAAACAAAAGCGCCAAAGGAAGAAUGUUCUCCUACUUUGACGCUUCCUCCACUGAUGAACCCUUCACCCUGGAGGAUAUCUAUGGUCUCGAAGUCGUCCCGGUGGCGAACGGCACCAAGAGGACCAGCAACGUGGCCGCAAGUCACAUCUCUGAGGACGUGCGUAGCUUCCUGACCGGCCGCUUGUCCACAUUAAUCAUCCCAUCUUUCUACACCUUGGUGUGCCUCUUCGCCCUGCCUGUCAACGCCUGCGCCGUCCUGGCCUUCUCGCGGCGCAUUCGGCCCAAGAAACCCGCCGCCAUUUACAUGCUCAACCUGGCGUGCGCUGACCUGCUCUUCGCCUCGCUUCUGCCAUUGAAGGCGGCAUACCACUUCGCCGGGAACAACUGGGUGUUCGGAGAGAACGUGUGCCGCGUGGUUACUGCCGCUUUCUACUGGAAUAUGUACUGCUCAGUCCUCCUAGUGGCGUGCAUCAGCGUGGACCGCCUCCUGGCAGUAGUGUAUCCCAUUGACUCGCUGGCGUGGAGAACGCCACGCAACGCCGUCCUAGCUUGCGUGGCCAUGUGGGUCCUGUCCCUGGCGGGCUCAGUGCCUCUGGUGGUCUCGGAGCAGACGUUCUACCUGAAGGAGCUAAACAUCACCACCUGCCAUGACGUCCGGCCGGUGGGUGAGGUGGUCGGGCUCUUCGGGCCGUACUUUGUUGCCUUGUGUGUUGCCCUCUUCAUCGUCCCGCUGAUAGUCACUGUCACGUCGUACAUCCGCGUCAUCUGGUCCCUGAGCCGGGCCCCUCGCGGUAUUCCCGGACGCUCCCGUCGGAAAACCAGAGCUCUGGUGAUGGCGCUAACCGUUCUGGUGAUGUUUUUCUUGUGCUUCGCGCCCACAAACUGCCUCCUCCUGGUGCAUUACGCGCAGCUCCACAGCGGGGUGAAGCAGGUCAGUGAUGCCCCUGAGAGCUCAUACGUGGCAUACCUGUUCUUCCUGUGUUUUGGCACUCUUAACUGCCUGCUGGAUCCGUUGCUCUACUGCUUCGGGUCAUCCCAAUGUCAGCGAGAGCUUGCCGGAGCACUUAAGUGUCAGAAGAUAGGUGAGAGCUUCAGCACCAGCUCAUCAGACUCGUACAGAUCCAGCACCAGGACCAUUUUGAAGAGUAGCCACACAGAGCGUUCUGUUCAAAACGUCUCACAUGCCAAGAAGGAUUCUUUGCAGAGAAGCCAGAGCGGCCAGUAUAAGAAACUUCUAGUCUGACUAAAGAACCACCAAAAACAAUAACCAGUCCAAGUUAAGUACAUUUUUACCACGUAAAUUUUCCUCUGGGAAUCUCUGGAAGCUGGUCAAUUUUACCUGAUUUACCUGAGUCCUUCCAAAAAAUAAGGCUUGGAAAAGUCUUAGACUGCAGUGUACAAUAAUUGGAAAGCUGGCAAGAAACCUCUGGUCUUGACUACCAGACCAAGACCACGAACCAAACUCUCCCAGGAAACUUUAGAAGAAGCAGAGGAUCAGGUUCUCAUCAAUUCUAUCUAAAACCUAAAGUUUCAGGAAGUUUUGAUUAGGGUGAAUGUCUUAAACAGGGUCUCAAAACUAAUCCUCGAGGGCCGCUGUGGGUCCUGGGUUUUGUUCCAACAUAUCGAGCGCAGACAGUUAACCAUGGAGGUUUCUGCUAAAACUAGCAGCCCCUCACUGCAAUUAACUGGUUAUACUUGUAUGACACCAGAUCAGUGCAAAGGUGUCGUCUUGUUUUCUGGAAUGAAAUACUGUAUCCACUGCAGCCCUAUGUGAAAUAGUUUGGAGAUCACUGGUCUUAAAGGUGCUAUAUGGAGUUUUUGUUAGAUAGUCACUUUUUAACUCGUGACUGCCACUUCCGGCCUUUAGUGUAACUACAGUUUUUGCAAAGGGGGCCAGAUUUGGUGUGGUAAAAAUGUGGGGGCCAACCUUGGCUGACGACCUUUACAUAGAACAAUAUAUUUAAGCAAAUUUUAGCAAGCCAUUCUGUUUGUCACAUUUGCAUCAUUAUUUUUUUAAAUUAUUGUAUUGGCCCGAAUAUAAGACGGCCCUGAUUAUAAGACGACCCCCUCUUUUUCAAGACUCAAGUUUGAAAAAAAUUGACUUUUUGAACACCAUAUUAAUUUUUAUACAGAAAAUAAAUACAGUACAUCUGUUUUACGAAAUUUCCAGGUUCGCGGUGAAUCAGUAACAGGCACACUUUUGCUCAAUAGACAAUGUUUAUUGAUUACCAAAUGCAGAACAAAUGAGAUUUAUUGCUUACAAUCCCACAAGAGCAAGCAACAAGCAUCAAAAACAAGCAUAACAAGGGUAACGAUGAUGCUAGAUUUGAGUUUGUCAAUCCCAGAAUCCCCGCGCUGCGUUACAGCACAACCAGGUGUCCCUUAGCAAUUAAAAUCGCUUACCGUGACAAAUGAGCGGGAGCCAACGCUCUGGUAAGGCGGCGAAGGAACAAAGCCAGGCGAUCCGUACGUGACCCGCUGGCGGACUUCUAUAAUGUUUAGACCGCGAAUAUAAGACGACCCCCUCUUUUUCAGUGUUAUUUCAAUGCAAAAAACACCGUCUUAUAUUCGGGCCAAUACGGUAAUAAUUUCAACAAUCUCGCAACUAGCCUUGUGGCGUUCUCUUUCGACUCUCGGGCUCUUGCGAAAUACUGCUGCUGUGAAAUUAAACUAGCUUCAAGUUGCUUCAAUGUCUUGCUGCGUAUCUUCUCUGUAAUUUUGUCGUACAGGUCAGCGUGUCUUGUUCGGUAAUAUCGCCUCACAUUGAACUCUUUAAAAACAGCGACUGUCUCUUUGCAAAUGAGACAGACACAGUUGUUGCGUAUUUUAGUGAAGAAAUAGUCCAAUUCCCACCUAUCCUUGAAGCGUCGGCCAUCGCAGUCAACUUUUUUUGUUGAUUGUCGCCAUUUUAGAAAAUUGGGAGUAAAGGGUCACACGGGUUGCUUAGAGUGCUGCUGCCUUUUAGCGGGUAAAUGAGGAGCAGCAUUUAGUGUGUAAGCUACUUCAUAUGCUGGUGGCAGUACUGCUGACCAAUUUAUUAAGUCUGUGUGCGGGCCAGAUGUUAUUGAUUUUAUGACAGAGGCUGGGGGCCAGAUGAAAUUUGACCACGGGCCGCAUUUGGCCCCCGGGCCGGACUUUGGACAUGUCUGAACUACAGUCUGUGUUAAGCCAAUGACCGUUUGGCUCAUUAAAUCAGCACUAGAAAUGUGAAUACAGUUAGUAGCAAGUCUUAAGUGGGUUAGAAAAGUGUUCAUGCCAAACCGAGAUGAGGCAGAGGCAUGUUGAAACGGUGCCAAACACUCUCUAUUGGAGGGGGGAAAAAAAAGACUUUUUGGCGGCAGUUUCAGUAAAAAUAUCAGAACUAUGUGUACUCAUCAGGGCAUUGGUGGAGUAUGCAUGGAGUACAGGGGUGAAACUUAUGGAGGUAGAUUUGUGUCUUUAUUAUUCAAUCAAAAAAAAAUCUUUUGAAAAUAUAUAUAUUUUUUGUUUGAAGCAACUUAUUUUUUGAUUGAAUAAUAAAGACACAAAUGUCCUAGCCAAAAUGUGGUCCAAACGCAAAAUUACAUUACUUCAGUCAAAAAAAGUUGUUUCAAUCCAAAAAAAAAAACUUGACUUAAAUCAAAAAAAAAAUUUUUUUCAAUCAAAGAAAAAUAGUUUUCUAAUACAUUUUUUUGAGUUUCAAAUUUAUUUUUGCAUUCAAACACAUUUUUUUUUUGAUUGGAGUGACUUUUUCUUCGAUUGAAAAUAUAUAUUUUGAUUGAAGAAACUUUUUCUUUGAUUGAAGCAACAUUUUUUGAUUGAAUAAUAAAGACACAAAUCUACCUCCAUAGAAACUUAGGGGGUGCUGGGGAUGCGACUGGGCCGGGUCCUUUAAGGGGCCCAGUUUGUGGGUGUAAAGCGGGCGUGGUUGGGUGAGGGGAGGGUCAAACAGAAAAAUAAGAUGAUUCGUCGAGCUGUAAUAUAUUGUUUAAGUGUUUAAAUAUCUCUGUCAGCCGCUUGGUAACCCCACACACACACACACACACACACACACACACACACACGCGCGCCAGACAAUCGGUUUAAGGGGCCUGCCAAAGUGUGGAGCGCCGCCAUGUAAAAUUCCGUAUGGUACCUUUAAUAUCUCAUCAUUGUAAACUGAACCAAAGGCUUUUACACCAGGAACCUGCAGAGCGUUUGUCCAAAAUGGGACCCAAAUUUGGCUAAAUGUCAUUAGUGUUGAUCUACCAGAAUUCCUAAAAAAAAAAAAAAAAAAAAAAAAAAAAAAAAAACUGAUAGAAUGCUUUAAAAAAUUCUGUAAUAGGGUCUGGAGCAUGACACAUUUUUUUAGAUUGUAAUGCACCUUCUAUAGUACACCACUUACUAUAUAAAUGUGAAAUGAUAAGCAGCAUUGCAAGCCAAUGAAGGAUGAUUUUUUCUUUUGCACUGUUAAGCCAUUGAAGCUGUUUUAUUACAAAGUCAUUAUUCAUAUGUAUUGUGUGUAUAUUUGUUCGCGUUCUUAACUGUUAUCCUUACACAUUCUUUGUAAAACAAACACGUUCAAAAUCACACUUUUUUACUCUGUUUGGCUAUCACAAACACGCUUAUCCUGAAAAGAUAAGCAGGCAGGCUUCUGAAGUUUUCCGAGAUUUAUGCUGCUCCCUGUUGAUCACCUUGAGUAUUACCUUUCCAUCACAUUGUCAUUCUUGUUUUAGCCGCUAGAAAGCGCUAGAGGAAAGGUUAUGCUUGCAUUAUAUUUACAUAGACACCCAAGUUAUAAUAUUAUACAACGUGUUAAGUUAUUUUAUAUGCAUUAGACACAGUAAGGAGCUGAAGUGAAUGCUAAUUACUGUAUACUACAAGCAAGAAUGUUAGCUGUAUAUGACAUAUCUCAUGGCAGUGUCUUAACUAUUUUGUAUUAUUAUGAAUAAAAAAUUAUAAUUUGAA